Molecule: messenger RNA, 4802 nt
Organism: Aedes aegypti (yellow fever mosquito)
Lineage: Eukaryota; Metazoa; Arthropoda; Insecta; Diptera; Culicidae
Gene: Ptp61F
Product: tyrosine-protein phosphatase non-receptor type 61F
Exons: 7
Coding region: 595-2418 (607 amino acids)
Biological process (GO): protein dephosphorylation
Molecular function (GO): protein tyrosine phosphatase activity
Source: RefSeq, a predicted model, not a curated record
GCACCGUCGAACGAAAAGUCGCGUAGUUAAAAAUCCGAAUGGAAUCGAAGCGAGCAGUUUUUUCUUUGCAACAUCAGCCAUCAUCGUCGUCGUCGCCGCGGUCCGUCGUCAUUUUCGUCGGAUGUUUGUGAAAAACUGGAACCAUGAUCUGUUCCGGAACGAACGGAUCCAAGCAGUUUUGAGAUUGUUUCGCGGAUUGGGAAUUGUGCCGAGUGGUGACCAGAUAGGUUAAGUGCGGAAUUUUCACGGCGAAAAGUGUGCAGUAAAGAGCUUUCCUACAUUAUUUGAAGUUGCGGGGAGAAGCAAAAGGAAUAAGAAGCAGAGGGUUUUUUUUUCGGAAGAAAUCGACGGGAGUGGAAGAAAAGAGAAUCGGUAACAAAAGUGUGUGGAAGUGAAGGAAGAAUCUUUCUUCGGUCGGAGGCUGGAAAGAAGCGUAAAAUAAAGUGUGCGUGUGUUAUUGAAGAAGAGGGUGUUGCUUUAGGUAUUAUUUUGCUCUGAUUUUUUCUCCGUGCUGAACAUCCAAGAAGCGGUGCUACGCCACCAAUCGAAUUCUGAUUGCUCCUGGAUUCAAGAUUCAGGGAUCUGUGCUUCAAAAUGAGUUCCAACAAUACGGCCACCACAAACAGCAGCAGCACCACCAGCAGUAACAGCAGUAGCAGCAGCGGAUCGAACAGCAUCGAGGCGGAAUACAACGAGAUCGAGUCUCGCCAUGGAUGGGCUUUGGUUUUCCAGGAAAUCCGGGAGAAGAGCGAACAGGAAGCACGGUCGAAGGAUUUUUCCACCAAUGAGUCGAAAAAGUUGGAUAACAGGCGAUUGAAUCGGUACAGGGACGUGUCUCCCUACGACCACUCCCGGAUCGUGCUGAAGCGAGGCGAGACUGACUACAUCAAUGCCAAUCUGGUUAAGAUGGAACGGGCCGAGCGAAAGUAUAUCCUCUGUCAGGGUCCGCUACCGCUCACCGUUGGACACUUCUGGCUCAUGGUGUGGGAAUACAAUUCCCGGGCGAUACUGAUGCUGAACAAACUAAUCGAAAAGAAACAGAUCAAGUGCCACCUGUACUGGCCGGAAAAGAUUGGCGAAGAGCACAAAUUGGAACUCCCGGAAGUACAGCUGGCAAUCGAGUACGUCAAGUGUGUCGAGUAUAAAAACUUCUGCAAAAGGACGUUCCGAUUAACUGACAUGGAAUCGAGUAAAACACGAGAAGUUGUACAAUUCCACUAUACCACUUGGCCGGACUUUGGCAUUCCCAGUUCCCCGGUGGCGUUUUUGCAGUUUUUGAAAGAGGUUCGAGAGUCGGGAGCGCUAGAUAAGGAUGUAGGUCCACCGAUCAUUCACUGCAGUGCAGGAAUCGGCCGGUCCGGAACGUUUUGCUUGGUAGACUGCUGUCUAGUGUUGAUCGAUAAGGAAGGAGAAGACAAGGUGGCAGUACAAGAUGUUCUGCUGGAAUUGCGGCGAUACCGCAUGGGACUGAUACAAACAGUAGAUCAAUUGUAUUUCUCAUAUCAAGCUAUCAUUGAAGGCAUGAAGCGUAUGAAUAAUUCGUCAUUCGAAGAUUUCGAAGAGCUGUCGGUGGUGGCAACCAAUAAUCAGGUCACAUCGGAUCAAGAGAAUGACGAUACCCCACCGCCUUUACCGCCACCUCGAUCGCACUCGCUUACAAUCGCUCAGAAACCGUUGCCACUGAUUCCAAACAGCGAAAGUGUCCACGAAGAUUUCCUAACGUGCAACGAGCGGGACAUGGUUAACAAUUUGGUGAACCUAGAAAAGAGUAAGCAAUAUGAGAUUAGUAAGGAUCGACCGCUGCCACCGUUACCUAAGGACUCGCUGGAGAAGGUACACGAGGCGACCAGUUCAGGUGAUAGUGGCGCGUCCAGUAGUGAUGAGGACGAGCUUAUUGAGGAAAACGAUAGCGACCAAAACGGUGAUGACAGUGAGGAGGACAAUAGUGAUAACAUCGAAAGCUCCGUGCUAGACGAUACAACGAUAACCAGUUCGUCCUCGUCGGCAAUGACUUCAACGUCGACGGCCACAUCUACGACAUUGACAACGACGACCAGUGCAACAGCAACGGCAGCCAACAGUAAUACAUCGACGUUGGAAUCCAAUCGUGGCGGAGAAAAGUUCGAUGCCAAUGCGACGCUGCCACCAGUGCCCAAUGGUGUGGACAGCAAUAGUAAUAGUGCCGGAGAGGAAGCAGUGUCUAGCCCAGAGAGAGGACAAUCACCAAACGCCGAGCUGCGCCGCCGGAAACGACUCGAGCGCCAGUCCGCAAUGGAGGAAAAGAUUCGGGAAAUCAAACGCAAGCAGAAGGAAUCGGAAAGCAAUUCGCCGAAAAAGCGCAGGUCAAUAAUUCUUACCAUUGCAGCCGGUGUCUGUAUCGGUGUGCUCUGUGUCUACCUGUACACGAGAACGAUGUAAAAGCAAAACCGCCCCCUCGUUUCUAUCCUAUUUCCCUAUAACUGCAAAUGCUCGUCCUGCAGCAGCUUCCGUCGUUUCCUUGUACACGCCCCCCGUAAAGUGUACCUCGCAUCUUCGCACGGUACGGGCUCAUUGCAUUUAGAAAUUUCACACAGAAGGGGAAAGUCGGGAGAAUGUUUACCAGUUAUUGUAUGAAAGUAUGUUUUGCAUUUUUGCUCGAUUAUUUCCAUUUUUUCUCGAAGUGAGAAUAUUUUACCGAGAUAUACUGAAAAGCAGGACAGAAAUGAGGAGCGAAUUUAUUUAUUGCCAGAUAACAUCUGUAUAUCUGUAGCAAUUAUAUACAAGCGAACUGUGAAGUGUCGAACAAGUAGAAGAAGGCACAUUCUUAUAGAGCAAGAGGAGCAGUACAGCUAUUAACCAACUAAAGCCGAUUAAUUGUGUAGUUUUAAAAUACGAUCAAUGUUGUAUAGUGCUGAACACUCACAGAUACACACAUUAGACAUGCCGGUGUUUUGGUAACGUCGAGAUCGUAGCGCGUUCUGAGAAUGGAUUUUUCAGAUUCAUGUUUUUGAUUUAUUCUCCUGGAGUCAUCGGAUUCAUUCCAAGUAGCGAAAUCGAAUGAAAUAUUAGGAUAUUGAGCUCUUUCCAAGAGCGGUACAUCCCAUACAUAAUGUCGACAUCAUUCACACUCAUACACACCCACAUGUUAAUCUAAAUUUGCGUUAGUUUAAUAUUCAAACAGAAUGCCGAACGAAAGUUUACAUAUCAAGUAGAUUGGUGCAGCAUUGAUACUAUGGUUCUCACCUAGAGUGCGUAUUUCUGCUGCAAUGCCAAUUGCCCUUGAUGUGUUCUUUUUCGUUUAGACGAAGCAUAAUAAUAAUAGUACCUAGUUGAUAAUAGGUACACACACUCUUAGUCGCAUAGUAGUAAACUCAGUUGAAGCGGAUUCCCUUGUUUGUUACACCAUUUUCGUUUCAGAACCUGUUUUGCUAGAUUCAUUUUACUCUUAUUUUUAAAUACUGGCUGAUUACGUUUAGAAACCCAUUCAUCAAUAUUAAAUGUAGAUCAUUGCUUCCUUUUUAAUUUCAUAAUUAACGCUUUUUUAGAAAUCUGAAUUUUAUUUCCUUUGUAUUUAUUUCUAAGCGAAACCUUUUUGUUUGAAAGACAGAUGUUAACAUUUUUGUGAUAGAUACAACAGUGAAAUAAAUGAAUGAAUUUUUACUGUGCUGUUCAUUUAUGUAUGUAAACCACACUGUUGGACAUACUGUUGUUAGAAUCACAAUAGAUUGAUAUAAUUCUGUUGACGCAUUUGGUGGCUUUUAUUAGUCCAAUUAACUUGUACACUACCAAACCUGGAUUGAAUGUUCGCAAAGAAAGCCAUCAUACGUGUUAGCUUCGUGGGGAGGUCAUAUGGCAAAAAAGUCGCUAAACAUAAAGCCAUUUGGCUUAACCAUUUUAAACACUGAAUGGUCAUCUAUGAAAUUAUCAUUUCAUAGUUAUGCUCCUUCUUCCUAAAUGGAAUGUGUUAUGUCAAACGUCCAUUGGUCAUAUAAUGAAACGACAACGCCAACCGACCUUAUGCCAAACGACUUCAUGCCGUUCAGGGUAGCCCCAUUACCUUGUGUCAUCUCAAACAAUUAUCAAAACUACAGCCAUUUAUGUGAGGUUAUUUACGAGCCGGUAUCCCUAAAUUUUGCGAACUAUAAUGAAGGGAGGAACCAAGAACGUAUCACACACCAGCAAUAUCUACAAACCGACCCUACAUGUGGCCCGCCGAACAGGUACAGGUACCGAUCGUAAAGAAAAGACAGGGAAGAGCGCUCUACGUUGUUAAAUUUCUUCAAAUAAGAUGUUACAAAAAUAUAGGUGUGUCAAUAGGUGUUGAAAAGAACACAAUUAAUACAAUCAAUAAUACAAGGAAACAAAUAUAUGAUACGAAAAGACACCAGUGCCGUGUCUCCUAUCCAGCGUAGAGAAAUGAGAAAAUAGCCAACGGUCUCGACAGUUUGUAGAUCCGAGAUAUCUGAAAGUGAAUAUCGUCCAUGUUUUAGAGAUAGAAGUUUACAUUUUUCUACCGAUGGAAUAUUUGCUUAUUUUUUAUUAUAUGACACAAAGGUGAAACGAGACAGAAAUGGAUCAUUGUGAAGAAAUUCUAAUAUUUUAUUAUAAUUUUCCUAUUCUAUAGAGGACGUAGAUUAACUAUGUAGAUUGUUUUGUAAUAGAAAAGCGCGAAGAGUAAUAAUCACUGGCAAAAGAGAGCGAAUGAUAAAACUGAAGCUGAACUUAUUAUAUAUAACUGCAAGAAACGAUGCAACUGUAUAGAUGAUUGUUUUAGACAAAAAUUAAAGAAUGGAACAUAAAGAUGAAAUUGGUAAAAACCUAAA